CCUCCCCGCCGCCAUAUUGCUGGGAAGUAAUCCAGUUACGGGCUGCUCGCUCUCCGGGAAUUUUCAGCCCCUUCCCUCUCCCACCACCGAGCGAGAGCAACCGCUCACACCCCCCUCCUCCCCCAAACCUCGGUAUUAAAUUUAUGAAAGCCCCACUGCUGACAAGGGGAGAAGCAGCAGCGGCCGCCCUCGAUCCUCCUCCAACCAUGUCGACUCUCACCCAGCGGAGUUCCGGCCUUGUCCAGAGGAAAACCGAGGCUGCCAGGAACGCGGAGAAAAUCCCCGAGGACGACGAGGACCGGAGGGAUGAGCAGGACCAGGAGGACGACAAGUGUGACUCCAAAGAAACUCGCCUCACCCUGAUGGAGGAGGUCCUCCUCUUGGGCCUAAAGGACCGGGAGGGUUAUACAUCAUUUUGGAAUGAUUGCAUCUCCUCUGGGUUGCGUGGAUGUAUGCUGAUAGAACUGGCUCUAAGAGGACGCUUGCAACUAGAAUCUUUUGGCAUGAGACGCAAAAGUUUACUAACAAGGAAGGUUAUCUGUAAGUCAGAUACCCCUACUGGAGAUGUAUUGCUUGAUGAAGCUUUGAAACAUAUUAAGGAAACACAGCCUCCAGAAGCGGUACAAAGCUGGAUUGAACUUCUCAGUGGUGAAACGUGGAAUCCAUUGAAAUUACACUAUCAGUUACGAAAUGUCCGUGAGCGAUUGGCUAAAAAUCUAGUGGAGAAAGGUGUACUGACUACAGAGAAACAGAACUUUCUGCUGUUUGACAUGACAACGCACCCUCUUACCAACAAUGUAAUCAAGCAGCGUCUCAUCAAAAAAGUUCAGGAAGCUGUGCUGGAUAAAUGGGUGAAUGACCCGCAUCGGAUGGACAAACGCUUGCUUGCCCUCAUUUACUUAGCCCAUGCCUCGGAUGUACUGGAGAAUGCCUUUGCCCCUCUCUUAGAUGAACAUUAUGACUUGGCCAUGAAAAGAGUACGACAGCUGCUGGACUUGGAUCCUGAAGUUGAAUCUAUGAAGUCUAAUACAAAUGAAUUACUUUGGGCUGUAGUUGCAGCCUUUACCAAGUAAAAUAUAUAGAAUUAAAUGAUUAUUUGUUUUCCUGUUUUUCUUCUCCCAUUAUAAUUCCUGUCCUUUUUAAGUUGUAAUGUCCUGUCCAUUAAAUUUGUCCUUCCCAUGAAAUUUGUCCUUUCCUUUCAAACUCGCUUAAAGGCUUUGGUUCCAGUUAAUCUUGGAAGAUUGAUUCAUAAAUGGCCUAUGAAACGCUGCAUUUCUUACAGCCAAAGAGGUACUGUAUCGUUUUUGUGGCCUGUUCAAUUCUCUCUCACCACUACACUUAAAUGAUAGUGUUGAAAGAAACUCAAGUGCAGUUUAUUCCUGAUAAGCUCAUAAUUAGUCAACCAAGAUAUUUUGUCUGUCAGUAUUUUUAUGUAAUAGAAGUGAAUGGGGUUGGUGGGUUUUAUACUUAGAUCAAGCAUGCAUUUAUUUGGACUGCAUUGCCAUUUUAAAUGACCAUCAUAUGCAUUUUGUUUAUAAAAAAUAGGGGGAUUCAAAAUGCUGCACUAUAAAACACUAAAUAUCUGCCGCCUUACUGCGUUAUUUUCUGCUACAGAUGAAAACAAUGUCAGUUUUCUCAUAAUAUAAUGUAAGAGAAUGUGUGUAGUGUUUUAUUUCCCCACCCCAUCCUUUAAAGGCCAAUUACCUUAACUUGUAAAAUAUAAUGUGCGUGGGCCCCUAAAUUUAAUGAAGUUUUGCCGUAUUAAAUUUUUUCUUGGUGGCAUCAACUAUAAAAUGCUACCAGAAAUGAUUUUACCGCAUUGAAAAUAAACAUUUAUUGUGAAACUCAUGGUCUGUUAAGACAUCACUAUGCACAAUAGGCUUUGGAAAAAAGGCAGACAUAAAACAUGAAAACCACAAAAGAAUACAUGGCCAACAAGCAUGGCAUUGUGUUCUGGUUCAUGUCCAAGAGUAACAUGGGGAAAUGUGUUUCGUCACAAUUCUCAGCCAAAUUAUCCUCCAUUGAGAUUAGAUAACAUGUACAUUUUCUUCCCUUUUCAAUUCCACCUCAAUAGCAGUACAGAAAAUGUCUCUAAAAUUUUUAAAUUUCUGUUACACUUUGUAAGUUUGUUUUUUGUUACCUAUCUGCUUUUUUGUAAGCCAUCUCUUUUAAAUUAUUACAUCAACAUAGUUGACAGAGGAGGCCUUCUAACAGUGAUCCAUAGAUUCACAAUUUUAAAUGGAAGCAAUUCUGGGAUAGCUAACAUUCCAGUAUAGUUUGUAUAUAGUUCAACUUGUAUAUUUACGUAUUCCAUCCUAGUUUUUUUUUGCAAGACAAUGAAUUCUACACCUGUUCUUAUCUGUGCUUAGCCACUGAUAUGGUGGAAAGGGGCUUUUUUCUGUAGAGCAUGUUCAAAACUCCUUUGUGAUUUUGAUGUAUGUGAAAAAGUACCUUGCAGUUACUUGGGCCGAUACAUAGCCUUUUAUGUUAUUCAGUGUGAGGUCCAAGUUGGUUUUAAGUCAUUGUAACAAGUAUGUUUCAUGUCAAAGAACACUUGUGGUCAAUAGCAAGAUGGGUGCAAUUCUUUUUUUUCAUUUCUCACUGAAAAGGAUGUGAAAUCUUAGUUUCUGUUUCCUGCAAAUAUUGUUACUAAUUUUAGUUAAUAGCUACUUUGGAAGUCUUUUAUAGGCAUGGCAUGUGAAUAGUUAAUUGCAAAUUCAGCCACUGUAAUUAUUAAGGGUGUUUUUUGUGGAAUAGCAACUAUUCCAAUUAUGGCACAGAUUUUAUUAGUUUUACAUAUAAUCUGUUUUAGUAUGUCAUAUGAAAUUAUUGGCUUUUUAACCUGUGAGCUCUUUUCACUGCUUGCUUUAUUGCUGCUGGUUUCACCAUAUUUAUGUAAAUAACAAGGAGAUGAUUAGCAAAACAGUGAUUCAUGAUAUAUUACAUAUGAUGGGGCUUACAGGUGUUUCUGAAUUAUUUGUUUAAGAAUUCAAAACAACAAUACUAGAUGGUGUAGAACUGUAGACUUGAAAUUAAAGGGAUCCCUGAUCUGUAUACUAGCUUUUUACUUUUCAGUUAAUAAACUAUGAUUUUGAAAGUGCUCG
Pristis pectinata (smalltooth sawfish) is the source of this 3104-nucleotide messenger RNA. RefSeq names its product golgi phosphoprotein 3a (gene golph3a). The coding region runs from base 144 to 1073 and encodes 309 amino acids. Gene Ontology annotation, cellular component: Golgi cisterna; trans-Golgi network; cytosol. Gene Ontology annotation, biological process: Golgi organization; retrograde vesicle-mediated transport, Golgi to endoplasmic reticulum; Golgi vesicle budding. Lineage: Eukaryota; Metazoa; Chordata; Chondrichthyes; Rhinopristiformes; Pristidae. The transcript has 4 exons. The record is from RefSeq and is a predicted model, not a curated record. Gene Ontology annotation, molecular function: phosphatidylinositol-4-phosphate binding.